Molecule: messenger RNA, 772 nt
Organism: Drosophila subobscura
Lineage: Eukaryota; Metazoa; Arthropoda; Insecta; Diptera; Drosophilidae
Product: chromodomain-helicase-DNA-binding protein Mi-2 homolog
Exons: 2
Coding region: 388-750 (120 amino acids)
Biological process (GO): chromatin remodeling; negative regulation of transcription by RNA polymerase II
Cellular component (GO): chromatin; nucleus
Molecular function (GO): chromatin binding; ATP binding; histone binding
Source: RefSeq, a predicted model, not a curated record
UCAUAAUCGGGCAUUGGCAUUUUGUUCCAGUCAUUCAUAUUUUUGCGAGGCGAGAGCAGCUCCUCCUCUUGUACCGAUUGGAAAGUAUGGAUCCACCAUCAAAACUGCACCUAAAAGAGUACAAAGAUGUUACAUUAAGUCACAGCUACACAACUCAAAAUAAAACCCUAAACCACACACAGCGGAAGCAUCAGCAACAGAAGUAGACACAGGAUCAGCAGCCGCAACAAGAACAAAAACAACAGAUGCAGAAGCAACUCCAACUCCAACAACAGAUGCAGCAGCAACAACAUCAUCAGCGUCCGCAUCAGUGCACCAGUUCCAUUUGAGGUAUGGAUCGUUCGGCCCUACUUGCACACUGUCGUUAAAGCCAGACAGACCUCAGCUAUGGGGUGGAGCAGUAUCAGCACCAAGUUCCGCUGGUCCUCCCAAAAACGCUCCGGAACCCAUGUGCUGCGCUGGCUUCACUGCAGCUGUGGCCAGGCCAUCGACACCAUUCUAGCCGAUGAGAUGGGCCUCGGCAAGACCAUUCAGACUGUGGCCUUUCUCUACUCGCUGUACAAGGAGGGUCACUGCCGUGGGCCGUUUCUGAGCUUCCAGGAGGGAGCCAUACGUGGCAGCAAGGUCUCCCGUCUGCGCACCACCCAGUACAAGUUCAACGUGCUGCUGACCAGCUACGAGCUGAUAUCCAUGGAUGCCGCUUGCCUGGGCAGCAUCGUUUGGGCUUUCCUGAACCUGCUGUCCUGCUGAACCAUCCACAAUGCCGAAACUG